AAACUAAGCGGCCGCCUGUUUGAUCUAAGUGGCGGGGGUUGAAGUGGAGGAUAACAACGGGAAGGGUGGGAUCACCGUGGAAUCCACGGAGGCACCGCCCGACCCUGCAACCACCGCCACCUUCCCGAGGAGACCCCGCCCGCCCCGUCCAUUGAGCACGCGGCCCGACCGCUGGCCGGGCCCCAUCCCGUGACGCAGCAGCUGCCGGGGCGGGUCCCGCCCUGCGCAUGCGCCCGGCUUGGAGCUCCAGGGUGGCUGCCGCGCGCCCCGCCUUCCCGCCUGCCGUAGGUGCUGGGGGUUCUGUACUGCAAUGACAAGGUCAAGACUGUGGUUGUUACAACAUCAUAUAUUUAAUAACAACAUGAACAUUUGAAUUAAAUGCAAAUCUGCAUGUGAUCUUCAACUUCAGAACAAACUCACCUAGCCUUAUUCUUUCCUGUCACCUCUGCUGCUCAGGCCAGCAUUGCUGUGCCUUUCUGCUGAUUACCUUGUCUGGAAACAGUCAUGGCUGAUGACUCGCAGAGGAACUUUCGCUCAGUAUAUUAUGAAAAAGUGGGCUUUCGUGGAGUUGAAGAGAAGAAAUCACUGGAAAUUCUGUUAAAAGAUGACCGAUUGGAUAUCGAGAAGCUUUGCACAUUUAGUCAAAGGUUUCCUUUGCCAUCCAUGUAUCGUAUACUGGUGUGGAAGGUGCUUUUAGGAAUUAUUCCUCCUCACCAUGAAUCUCAUGCUUUGGUGAUGAAGUACCGGAAGGAGCAGUACUGGGAUUUACACCACGCUCUUUGUGUAAUUCGUUUUAUUAAUGAUUCUACCCCACAGGUAGAUGUUUUUCUCCGCAUACAUCAACUGGAAUCAGGAAAAUUGCCUCGAAACUCAGCUUUUCCAUUGGAGCCUGAAGAUGAAGUGUUCCUUGCUAUUGCUAAAGCAAUGGAGGAAAUGGUGGAGGAUCCUAUAGAAUGCUAUUGGCUUGUCAGUUGCUUUGUUAAUCAGCUGAACAGCAAGCACAAAGAUUCAUUACAACAAUUGCCAAAAAUUCUGGAGCAGUAUUUGAGCAUUGAAGAUAACAGACUCCUGAUGCAUCUGAAAGCAUGUACUGCAAUGAGCAAGCUCCCUUAUGAUCUUUGGUUCAAGAAGUGUUUUGCAGGCUGUUUACCUGAGUCUAGUUUACAGAGAGUUUGGGACAAAGUUAUUAGUGGGUCCUGCAAGAUUCUUGUUUUUGUUGCUGUGGAGAUACUAUUGACUUUUAAAAUGAAGCUAAUAGCAUUGAAUACUGCAGAGAAAAUCACACAGUUUUUGGAAAAUAUCCCUCAAGAUAACACUGAUGCUAUUGUCAGCAAAGCUGUUGAUCUGUGGCGCACUCACUGUGGGACUCCAGUACACUCAGUCUGAGCACUUGCUUCACUUACGACAACUUGGGAAUAAAAGAUAGUAAAAAAGACAUUUUACCACUCUCCCUCCAUUGUUAUGUGAUGUUCUUCUUUUCAUCUUCUGUUUAAAGAUGCCGUUGAAUGAAAUAAUAGCAUGGUGACUGAUAUGUAAAUAUUUUUCAAUAAAUACAGAUGGAA
Molecule: messenger RNA, 1562 nt
Organism: Calypte anna (Anna's hummingbird)
Lineage: Eukaryota; Metazoa; Chordata; Aves; Apodiformes; Trochilidae
Product: TBC1 domain family member 7
Exons: 9
Coding region: 505-1386 (293 amino acids)
Biological process (GO): activation of GTPase activity; negative regulation of TOR signaling
Molecular function (GO): GTPase activator activity
Source: RefSeq, a predicted model, not a curated record